Molecule: messenger RNA, 588 nt
Organism: Staurois parvus
Lineage: Eukaryota; Metazoa; Chordata; Amphibia; Anura; Ranidae
Source: the annotation of a GenBank genome assembly
CCUCCCCUUCAGUCUUGCACAGGUGUACAGGCUCCUCCCCUCCAGUCUUGCACAGGUGUACAGGCUCCUCCCCUCCAGUCUUGCACAGGUGUACAGGCUCCUCCCCUUCAGUCUUGCACAGGUGUACAGGCUCCUCCCCUUCAGUCUUGCACAGGUGUACAGGCUCCUCCCCUUCAGUCUUGCACAGGUGUACAGGCUCCUCCCCUUCAGUCUUGCACAGGUGUACAGGCUCCUCCCCUUCAGUCUUGCACAGGUGUACAGGCUCCUCCCCUUCAGUCUUGCACAGGUGUACAGGCUCCUCCCCUUCAGUCUUGCACAGGUGUACCGGCUCCUCCCCUUCAGUCUUGCACAGGUGUACCGGCUCCUCCCCUCCAGUCCUGCACAGGUGUACCGGCUCCUCCCCUCCAGUCCUGCACAGGUGUACCGGCUCCUCCCCUCCAGCCUUGCACAGGUGUACCGGCUCCUCCCCUCAAGCCUUGCACAGGUGUACAGGCUCCUCCCCUCCAGUCUUGCACAGGUGUACAGGCUCCUCCCCUCCAGUCUUGCACAGGUGUACAGGCUCCUCCCCUCCAGUCUUGCACAGGUGUA